AAUUGUGGGACGGUUAAGAAAAUAAGCUCUGUCAAUUGCAUACGACAGAGACAUGGAUAUUAUAGUGGAGGUGCUACGGAAUGAGGUUACUCAAAGGUGUGCUAGAGUGGCAUUGGUUAGGUGGAGACGAUUUAGUCACGUGAAAUGGCACACACACGAGGGCUUGACACUGAGAUGCAAGAUGCUUAUGAAAGUAGGUGGAGGAAAAGAACCCCAUCUGCGAAUCAAAUCGGAAGGAUCUAGCCAGCCCCACCCAUUGUUCUGCCGCACAUACCCCUAUCAGUUGAAAACCCCCAAAGAACUGUGGGAUGCCCUUAAGGGACGUUUUGGGAACAUUCAUGAUACUCUGCUCCCAGAACUGAAUGCACAAUGGAAUGAAAUCCGUUUGCUAGACUAUAAACGGGCAAAUGACUUUGUCAAAGAUAUGUUGCGUCUUAAGGCACGUCUCAUCUUUUGUGGUAAGCCAAUUACCGAAGAUGACAUGAUUCAAAAGACUCUUGACACAUUUCCUACCUCAUCCAUGAUACUAGCGAACCAGUACAGGAUAGAGUAUGAAAACAAAAGAAUUACCACAUUUUACAAGUUGAUGAAUAUGAUGCAAUCAGCAGAAAAGCACAAUGAAGUCCUUGUGAAUAACAAUGCUCGGCCUGUCGGGACAAAGAAAAUUCCUGAAGCCAAUUAUGGGAAAAUAAAACAUGGCAGGCAUCCCAAUGAAAAGGGACCUCGACGUGCCAACCCUUACCCACGUGGAAAUAACUCUAAUCGUGGUAAGGGUCGUGGUGGUCGUGGUAGAGGUCGUGGAGUAUCUUCCAAUGUUUGGCGAAGAGAGUCAAAUGAUGGACCAAGUGGCCACACAAACAAGAAGUCAAAUGCAUCCAACCCUCCUGUGAUAAAGAAUGAGCCAUGUUACCGAUGUGGAGUUAGCGGACACUGGUACAAGCAUUGUCGCGCUAGUAACAAAGUUGCAGCUUGCUACAAGAAAUAUCUCCAAUCUAAAGAACAUGAAUCUCAAUAUUUGGACGAAGAAGACAAUGAUGCUGAUGUCAAUCUUACCCUUGCACACUUUACGAACAAGGGGGAUAAUGUGCACUCAAUAGAUACACCUGAUUUUGAUUCAUACACUCUAUUUAUUCUCUCCAUGCAUGAUGUUUUUUUUGAAUAAUUUCUUUUAUGUUUCUUCCAAUUUCCUAGGAGUGUUUCAAAGACUAUUUAUUGCAUUUUUGGACUAUGUGGAAUUGUUUUAAAUUUGCAUUCAAUUUAAAUAAAUUAAGGGACUUAUG
Messenger RNA from Cuscuta campestris, 1280 nucleotides. Lineage: Eukaryota; Viridiplantae; Streptophyta; Magnoliopsida; Solanales; Convolvulaceae. The record is from the annotation of a GenBank genome assembly.